Messenger RNA from Neurospora hispaniola, 2909 nucleotides. RefSeq lists its product as uncharacterized. Bases 242 to 2539 code for a protein of 765 amino acids. The record is from RefSeq and is a predicted model, not a curated record. The transcript is spliced from 2 exons. Gene Ontology annotation, molecular function: protein binding. Lineage: Eukaryota; Fungi; Ascomycota; Sordariomycetes; Sordariales; Sordariaceae.
CUACAACAGCGCAUAAACUCCAUCCCUACAUAUCACAGCUUAAGCCUGACGGCUGUAAGAUUCAAGUACGGCAUAUGCUUGCGACUGCAGCAAGUGGAAGGUGACAGCAAGUUCAACAAGGACGGAAGCAUAGAAAACAAGUCUGACGGGCUGCAGCUGUCUGCAGGCAUUGCAACUACAUACGUACGAUUUGACAGUUGGUUGCUGUAUCAGACGACCCUGAUAACCCCCGCCGCCUGUCAUGGCGGCUGUCACUGUUUCGCCGGCUGCGUCGCCGACCUCGACAACCACCAGCCCGCGUAGGAAACCUGUUCCUACGACAGGGUUGCCCGCCAUUGCCUCCAUCGACCGCUUCGAAUGGAAUGACAAUGCGCCUUCUCUUCCCGGCGUCUCUCUGGCCGAAUCGCCUCGGAUCCGUGAGUCGCCUAUUACGCCCGUGAAGGUUAACUUCCAAUCCGACGGCUGGGCUCAACCGUCCAACGCCAAUAUCGAAACAGACCGGUCGUGCGACGGCUUACAGCCGAUCUCGGGCGUCCUCGAUCGUGCCCUCCCCGCGACCCCAAAUGCUCCGACUCCUCCGCCCCAUGCCCUAUUAAACGAAGAGCCGAGGCAAGAGACGUCUAGCCAUUCGGAGGCUCGGAGCGCACAGUCAGCACGAAAGGAGUCUGUGAAGCCAUUGCCGGGGCUAGAACUGCCCAGUGUGGCCAGGUUGAAGCUGGAAGCCUCUGGCCAAGACGAUCUCUCAUCCGAUUCUUCGCGAGUGAGCCAUGGAAGAGUUGCCAGUCGUCGAAGUCGAGAGUCGGAUACCACUGUUAGUACGUCUAAGCAACCUAACUCGAACGAUUCAUCAACGGCAACCAGCGCAAGUUCGGUGUCUGGCGUCAUUGAAGCUUCCGAUUGUCCAGACAACUCUGGCGAUAUCUCUCUUGAGAGCUCCAUCCUCGAAGAUGACUCUGCUCGGGCGGAACAGGUGCCCCAGCUCGCCUACCAUCAUUCUGCUUUCCUGCCGCGGCCGGCUAGCAUAGCUGUAGACCAGGACCUAAGAGCUCGGUCAAACUCUAGCCUUGUUGAUACCAGUGGUGCCAUCAACCGUCACUUAACGCCCAACUCUUUCAACAGACGAAGUUCAGUGCCACGUCCGCAGUCUGCAUAUUCGGUGUACUCGGACUUUGGGUCUCGGGGACAAUCCCCUGGUCUACAAAACCGAACACCAUCCGCAAAUUCUCGAAAUUCACCUGAUAAUCGACCACAGUCUUUUGCCGAGCUUUUGAACGUUCCAUAUCCCCAACCGGCACCUGCACCCCUCACACUCGAUAACUCACAGUUACGUAGUGUAGUUGGCACUAAUGCUUCUCUUCUCAGCGCCCAGAAAACGUUGGAGAUGUACAGGCAGAAUGUCAAGAAAACCACGGACUUCUCUACUCAGUAUUCCUUCGCCGUUUUUCUGAUCAAUACAGCAAAGGAGCAGGGCCUGAACUUUAACGAACUCAGGAAUUCUAAGAAUCUCAAACCUGGGCGAUCUUCAGAAACUCUAUCCGCAGAAGCCAACCAAUCUUCGCCAUACGAACUAGUGCGGGAAGCGCGGGCCAUCCUACAGAAAUUGUCCAACAACGGCUUCCCUUUUGCACAGUAUUAUCUCGCUGACGGCUAUGCCUCGGGUUUGUUCAACAAGGGGAAGGAGGACUACAACUCGGCGUUCCCUCUGUUCGUGUUAGCUGCCAAGCAUGGCCACGCAGAGUCCGGUUAUCGCACUGCUUUAUGCUACGAGUUUGGCUGGGGCUGUCGCAAGGACCCUGCCAAGGCUGUGCAGUUCUUGCGAACAGCAGCCUCCAAGCGGCACCCUGGCGCCAUGACAAGGCUAGGAAAGGCCUGUCUGUCGGGUGAUUUGGGCGAGAAGAGAUAUAGGGAGGGUGUCAAGUGGCUGAAGCUGGCCACCGAAUCUGCUGAUGCGAUUUAUAAUGCCGCUCCAUAUCAGCUUGGAUGCCUGUACGAGACAGGCUAUGGUGACGACAUCUUCAAGGACGAGAGUUAUGCGGCUGAGUUGUUCACCCAAGCCGCCGAUCUGGGCCAUCCCGAAGCCAAUUACAGGAUGGGCGAUGCCUACGAGCACGGGAAGCUCAACUGCCCAAGAGACCCUGCUCUUAGCGUCCACUUCUACACGGGCGCCGCGGAGCGUGGCCAUCCUGCUGCCAUGAUGGGACUCUGCGCUUGGUACCUGGUUGGAGCAGAUCCCAUCCUAGAAAAGGACGAAGAGGAGGCAUAUGAAUGGGCCAAGAGGUCCGCAGAGCUUGGGUAUGUAAAAGCACAAUAUGCUGUUGGCUACUUCACGGAAAUGGGCAUAGGAUGCCGAAGGGAUAUUUUGGAAGCCAACCUCUGGUACGUCAAGGCGGCCGAGGCAGGCGAUGAGCGCGCCAAGCAGCGGUUGGCAGUUAUCCGCGCGGCCGUCAGCGGAGGAACUCCUAUGGAGGUCGCUCCGGCUCGAAAUGCUAAGAUCAAGAAGAGUGCGGAAAAGGAUGAUAAGGAGUGCAUCGUCAUGUAAGAGACGGGACCUUUCAUAUCACCAGCAGACCAACAAACACCAGACAGAAUUCGAUGCCUUGCUCACGCUGUUUCGGCGAAGCCGACACGAGUCAGCCAGCCAGUUCGUGAUCGAGCGGGUUUAUUUUUCCUUUUUGGAUACCCUUAGUCGUCGUCUCUUUUUCGACCUUGCAUACCCGCGCGUGGACCUUACCACUCGUACAAAGAGUUGUUUUGCUCCUGCUUCAGGGGUUGUCUAAUAGACAAUGUCUCUACUGGCUAUCAUCUCGAUCCAUGAGUUCAGCUACGUGUCUGGCAUCCGACUGCGCCAUCGAGUUCAAAAUCCCUGAAAUCAUUGCUUUCUCCCUCAUUUUGCGACGGCGAUAGGCAGC